Pimephales promelas (fathead minnow) is the source of this 5036-nucleotide messenger RNA. RefSeq names its product BICRA like chromatin remodeling complex associated protein (gene bicral). The record is from RefSeq and is a predicted model, not a curated record. Lineage: Eukaryota; Metazoa; Chordata; Actinopteri; Cypriniformes; Leuciscidae. Gene Ontology annotation, biological process: positive regulation of DNA-templated transcription. Gene Ontology annotation, cellular component: SWI/SNF complex.
UGAGUGUAUUAUAAUUUUGUGAUAAAAAUUUCAAGGAAAAAACACACACAACCUCCUUCCUCCCCUUCCUUCGGGGAGGGAAGAGCAAGCGUGGAGAGAGAAAAAUCUAUCUGAGACUGAGCAGCAAGGACAGUGAGGGAAAAAUAUAUGAGUGGGAGAGAGGGAGACAGAAGAAGAAGGAGGAGGAGGAGGAGGAGGAGGGGGAGCAAAUUAAAAGUUGCCAAAUGGAGAUAUUGGGUUUCAAGAGGAGUGAGACAGGAGUGUCAUGGAUGAUGAAGACGACCGCCGUCUUCUGGAUUUUUUAGGAGAUGUGCAAGCAUUGAAUGAGUAUCUUCAUGGUUCAAAUAGUAAAUCUAUUGGAGAAGAUGAUGUGACAAAUGCAGCAUUUGGGUCGGCCAGCUCAUUCUUCACCAGUGACACCAGUGGCUCCAAUGAAGAACUCAAAGAUGGACACAAUCAUUUGGGAGAGUUUGGGGAGGCUGGUGGAGCUGAGCUUCAGCUCUCAAGCAGUCUUCCGUUCAUCGAGGAUGACCUCGACGGUGGAACCUCUCCGGAUCUUAGUGGCGAGGACCAACCAUUUGACAUCCUCCAGAAGUCAUUGCUGGAAGCAGAUAUCACAGAGCAGACAUUGGCUCAAGAAGCCCUUUUGGACUCCCAGCCAUCUCUCAUUCCUACAGCUACCGCCUUCCCUCAGCAGCUGGUCUCUGGAGGGUUUGGAGGUGUCUCGGGUCCUGGUGUGGUGGCACCAUUGGCACAACCUCAGGCUUUUAUCCAGCAGGUUCCCCAACUACCCUUGCCAAAUGGCCCCUCUGGACAUAUCCAGGUAGUGGGAUCCUUCAGUGGCAGUGCCUCCUCUAUGAUGACUAUCAACAGUUUGGAACAGCCUCAGAUCCUGUUGAGGCAGAGCGGAAAUGUAGUAACAAACAACAGCGGGCAGGGUACCAUGUUCACCCCUUCCGCAGCUGGUCAGGUGUCAAUGUCUUUCAAUAAAGGAACGAUACCACUUCAGAAUAUUAUCAUCCAGAGAGGCCCUACGCAACAGGCAUUGGUUAGACCGAUUCAGCCUAAACCCUUACAGGCAGGAGGACAAACUGUAUACAAUAUCAGCAACAUCGGGCUUCAACCUAGCACCAACACUGCUGCGAAUUUAGUCAGUGGCCCCUACACAACAACUGGCUCUCCUCAGUCCGCUCAACAGGUGAAGGUGGUCAAUCCAGCCAGCAGCAUUGUAAUGCAUUCACCUCUGGGGCAACAAGUACAACCACAGUCCCAGUCCAAUCUGCCUCAGGGGCAGUUUUUGCUACCCAGUUCCAUUUCCCUAACCCCUGGUACGACUGUUCACAGCUUCCAGACUGUGAAUGGGCAGGUGUUACAAACAAACACUCAAGUGGGUGAGCCGGGGUCAAUAAGCACUACCACCUACUCCAUCCUUACCAAUCAGAACACAACAGUACAGCUUAUCGCUGGGCAGAACUUUUCAGCUGGAGGGCAGCUAAUAGUCAAUCAAGGUUUGGUCAGUGGAGGUCAAAUAGGCCAAGCUUCACCCACACCUGUUGCCACAACCAAAGUUUGGAAUGCCAGCGCGUCCCCUAGCCCAUCGCCUCUACAGACGUCACAGAGCCACCUCACCAUGGUCAGUUCUGGAGUUCAAGGCCCACAGGUUUGUCAGCAGUUAUCUGUGAGUCCAGGACAGCACCUCCAGCACCUUAUGCCUGUGGGCCAGAACGCUCCAACAACUUCAGGCGUUCCGGAGUUUCAAGUCUCUCUAAACCAGAACACCACAACAGCAACACAAAGAGGGCAAACACAAUUAGUUAAUCUCCUUGGUACCAAAGCUGUGAAAACACUCACUCCUGCCAGUCAGGAAUUGCCUCUCACACCGAAGCGACCUGCAACUCAGCAACUUACUAGAGGAGGAAUGGUCCUCCAGCAGUUAAGACAGGAUCACUGUAGAGUCAUGUCUUCAGAGCGGACACCCUUCACUUCAUUAAACGAUGGCAUUUACAGAUUACUGCCCUAUCAUGUUUUCCAAGGCUCACCACCACAAGAUGAAGACUUUGCCAAAAUUGAUGAGGAGUUUGAGGCAGUUGCCACACAAGUGCUCAACAGAACGCAGGCCAUGGUGAACAAAUACAGACGCUUACUCAUGGUGGAAGCAGAGAGGUCUAGCCCUUCAUCAGAAAUGGUGAUGAUUGACAGGACUUUUAACCAAGAGGAACGGGGCAACUUGACCCAAGACAAACGAAUGAUAUUAGUGGAUCCAGAUGGCUUCCUGGAAGACUUCUGCUGUGGCCGUAAACUAAGGAUACCAAGUCCCGAAGUCUUGACCCCUGUCACCAAUGAGGGCAAUCCCAGCACAAUGGAAACAUCUCCAAGGCAUUCCAUAAGUCUCACCGUGAAAGAUGGGCAGGGUAUGAACAGCCACACAGAACCUGCUUAUAGGACAGAAUCUCAACAACAAGGAAUGGAAGAACACAGAAGAACUCCCAUCAAGUGCAUCCUGGACCUCAAAAAAAAGACAUCCAGCACCGUAAUGAGCAGCAACAGUCAACAUGCUCACUACCCUACAUCUCCCAGCCAAUCAAAGCAUAGCUCUGCCCAAGGCUACCCUUCGAGCCUGGGACGGGGCCACGAAGAACAACUUCCCUCAGAUCAAAAUCACACUUCAUUGGCUGACACAGACUCUGUGCUUGAGGCUGCUGUGAAUAGCAUCUUAGAAUGUUAGACAGUGCCAUAUUUAUGUGCGUUAGUCGUUCCAUGUUAAUCUCAUUUCAUUUCAUGCCAUGUGUGUGCGAGCUGAACUUCACGGCAUGUGUGAAUGGACCUACGUUGGCAUUAUCACGGUUUGAAAUGCACACAGCAGCUCUGACUAGGUUGAGGAACAGGAAGGUGAAUCUAAUGAUAGUAAUACUCUAAUACUGUGCCUGUUGUUCUAGAGAAGUUUACAUUAAGAAAGCCUUUUUGACAAUGCUUUACAGGAUACACUUGCAAUCACCCACACACACACACACACACACACACAAUCAAGCAGUAAGUAAGUGUGAUGUUUGGAAAGUCAUGAGUAGACAUUGAUAUUUGUAGCGUAUCGAUCAAUAUCAGACACUUAGUCUAAUAGUCUGUCCGCACUUAAGGUUUUAUGGUUGUCUCCACACUUAUGUUGUAUCAUUGCAGUAGACUGACCAAGUGAGGCACACAAACACACCUGCGCGUUUAAUUGUUUUUAAACAUUGGUUGUGCUCUUCUUCUUCUUCUUUUUUUUUACAUUUGUUUUGCAAUUAGUUUUGUACCUUACAGGUAUGUUACCUCUCCACAAAGACAAAACACACUCGUGUGGUUUUGUGCAGGGGAAAUUAAGUCCUCAGAUUGAGGGUACAAUGUUACAUGAUGUUUAUCUUUUUUGUUGAAUUCAUUUUUUGAAAUGAUGCAUUAUAUAUAUAUAUCUAUAUUUUAAAUUCUGUGCUGCUCCCUGUCAGGAGAUAAUAUGUGCUGGUUUGCACCUUUAGUUAGUGUCUCAAAGAACCCACAUUGGUGAAUCUCAUGAAAACAUGGCGCAUUUCAACCCAAAAUCAAUGGAAUUUUUAAGAAAUAAUAUUUUGCAAAAAGUUUUUAAAACAUUUUAAUCGCAUUUCAAUUUUUUUAUUGUCAAAUUCUUAUUACAUUUUGAAAGAAACUAAAAGAAUUUAAGGCAGUGGAACUACAAGUACAUUACAAUUCACUUUUUUCCUCAUCACAAAUUAUUAUAAUUUUUUUACAUUAUGGUUAUGCAAAUUGGUUUUAAUUGUGCUUGUCAUGAAAUAUUGUCAUCACAAUCUCAGUGGUCCUACAACAGGCUUGAUUUCUCGGAGCAAAAUAUAAUUUCUUAACUUUGAUUUGGGGAUUUUUGUGAGAUUUACCAAGACUGAUGUUCAUUUUCCCUUGUGCGUUGAGUCCCCUGCUGGUCAGGCUGUAGUCUUGGCAGUCAGUUUGCAGUUUCUGCCUCUAGUGGCAGUUUAUAUUUGCACAUGUGGACGUGACCUUGUACUUAUAAUAGCCAUGAUCACAGCUCUUUCAACCCUUCUGCAGUUUUAAAUCGGUGAAAGCAGAAGUAGUGGUUUUGUAAAUUCAAUAUUGGCAUCUAAUUAGUAGCAUUAUGAGAUGGCUGUUUCCUGAGAGAAUGCAGUUUGGUUGGAGGACAGGCCCACAUUUUAAGAACCCGUUUUGAGAAAUCAUUUCUAAAGAGGAGACUGUCAGAAGAAUUCAGUCCUGUUUUAUAGAUUAGAACCUAUAUUAACUGUGCCAUUACAGGGCUUUGUCAGUCAACAAUGGGAGUAUGACCAAGACAAUGUCAAAAACUGACCAGGGGAGCGUUUCCCAAAGCCAACUAAAGUCGGAGGUUCCAUUGUUUCAAACAAAGUUCAAAUGAAUUUGCGAUCAUAGUUGGCUAAACUGCAGUGUGCGUACAUUUUCACAAGUCUGCAUCCAUUCCAGAUCGAAAGGGAAGGUUGCUUGUUUUCAUCUAAUGUCAUCCCAUUGUUUUAGCAUCAUUAACACUAAACGCCACCGUCUUUCCCAGCAAUUCAACCAAAAAUGAUGACAGACAGAAAAAAAAGUGAAAUAUUCUUCUCUCUGAUCUGAGCUCUAGAGGUCGGUGUUAGGGAGCAUUUUGAAAGACCUUCACUUUGAAGGGCUUCUUUGCCUUAGGAGAGAGCGAGUGAGAACAAGUUUAAAUAGUUUAUCGUUUGUUUUUACUGCUUUUUGUUGUGCGAGUGUGGCCUUCAGUUAUCGUAAUACCCCAUGGUCAAAGUUGCUUUUAACGUUUUAUUUUCUGCAUCACCUAAAACUUGAUUUGUAAUGUUUGUAUUACAAAAAAUAAAAACAUGAAACACAAAAUAUUUAUACUUUUUGUAAAGAAAAAGAAUGUAAAACAAAAAAGUUAUUUUUAUUAUGUUAGGUGUACACGUCAUACUGUAUAUGUUGGUCAGUUCAUGAUUUGUUGUUUUUGUGAGUGUUCAUUACAACAGCAGAGAUAAAUAUUAAAUCCAUUUUGAAUACAGCCA